This is a messenger RNA of Plasmodium gonderi, 447 nucleotides long. RefSeq names its product dynein-associated protein. Lineage: Eukaryota; Apicomplexa; Aconoidasida; Haemosporida; Plasmodiidae. The transcript is spliced from 3 exons. The record is from RefSeq and is a predicted model, not a curated record. Bases 1 to 447 code for a protein of 148 amino acids.
AUGUCUCAAAUAGUUUACUUGAACGAAGAAAAAACACGGGGUAGGUAUAUAUACCCAAAUGGAAACGUAUAUGUCGGGGAUUUUAAAAAUGAGAAAUUUCAUGGGCAAGGCACUUUAGCCUUUAAGGGAAAGGGGGAAUAUAAGGGAACUUGGGAAAAAGGAAAACUUGUCCAAGGGCAAUACUACUACAGUGAUGGGUUACAGUAUGAAGAGGAGUGGAAAUAUCUAAUAGACACCCCUUAUUUUUAUAAGGAACAAAUUAACAUGAACGAAAUUAUUUACACAGAAGAAAAGAGAAGUGCCUUUUUGGACAACAUUUAUGAUAUAGGCGAUGGGUAUUGCAAAGUUGAGGACAGUAUUGUCUACAAUUUUGGAGAUGAUAAAGAAAUCAGAAAGGUGAACGAGAGGGAGAAGAGCUGGAUAAAAAAUCACUGUGCAAAGUAUUAA